Messenger RNA from Strongylocentrotus purpuratus (purple sea urchin), 417 nucleotides. Its product is annotated as centrocin 2-like. NCBI's taxonomy places the organism in Eukaryota, Metazoa, Echinodermata, Echinoidea, Camarodonta, Strongylocentrotidae. The transcript is spliced from 3 exons. The coding region runs from base 28 to 417 and encodes 129 amino acids. The record is from RefSeq and is a predicted model, not a curated record.
GCUGCUUCCCAAGUUAAACUAGUCAAGAUGAUGAUGAAACUAGCUGUUGUUCUCUGUGCUAUUGUGGCAACCAGUAUGGUGUGCGCCAAGGAUUUUGAGGAGCAAGAUGCAUUGGACACUUUGCUGAAUCUGAUGCUCUCGGAAGAGGCUGCAUCUCCUGAUGACGCCGUAGCCUUGCAGAGGUGGUUCAAACACCAUCAUAUACAUCAUCAUUAUCAUCAUUUCAUACACCAUUAUGGAUUGCACCGGGGCCUCCAAGUUGCACGGAACGUAUGCAAGGGGUUUGCUCAUUCUCCAGAAGAAGCUCGUGCUAAAAUUCUGGCUGCGAUCCCAGAGAUGAAAGAAGAGGAUCUCAGCGAAGAGUAUCUUCGAUUGAUCUGCGCAGGUCACUACCAUCACCACCACCAUGGCCGUUAG